CUCCACUAUAAAAGUCAUCAAGUUCCCACGCAGCCUAGAAAGAUAAUCUGGGGUAUUUCAGCAGUAGCACACACCACACACCGUAUUACCUCCUACAAACCCCGACAAUGACAUCCCACCCCGGGCCAGACAAUGCCACCGACAUCGCCCCAGCCGAACGCCCCGCCGACCAUGCCGUCGAGGACCUCGCAGCCGUAAAGCGUGACGCCGUGACGAUAGCCAAUGCGAAAAGAGCCACUGAGAACGAACACAACAUGAGCGUUUUGGACUGCGUGAAGCUCUAUCCCAAGGCCAUUGGCUGGAGCGUUGUCAUCUCCACAUGCAUCGUGAUGGAGGCAUACGACGUCAGCCUGCUCUCGAACUUUUACGCCUUUGCGCAGUUCAAUGAGAAAUAUGGUCGAGAGCUCCCCGAUGGGUCGUACCAGGUCUCUGCACCGUGGCAGGCGGCGUUGAGCAAUGGGGUCAAUGUUGGAGAGAUCAUAGGGUUAUUGUUGAACGGGUUGAUCUCCGAGCGUAUCGGGUAUAGGUACACCGUUAUGAUAUUUUUGACCAUGCUUAUCGGGUUUAUUGCAAUAUUCUUCACCGCGCCGAAUGUCAAGGUUCUGCUUGUCGCGGAGAUUUUAUGUGGCAUUCCCUGGGGUGUGUUUCAGACCCUAACGGUGAGCUAUGCCGCAGAGGUAUGCCCCGUCGCGCUGAGAGGGUACCUGACGACAUAUGUGAACUUCUGUUGGGGGCUCGGCCACACUGUUGCACUGGGAGUGAUUCGGGGUAUGCUGCAUCGACACGAUGAGUGGGCAUAUAGAAUCCCGUACGCGUUGCAGUGGAUGUGGCCCGUGCCCCUACUGGUUGCUAUCGCAUUUGCACCGGACUCACCAUGGUGGCUGGUGCGAAAAGGAAGACUCGAGGAGGCAAAGAGAGCACUUCUCCGGCUUACACGGCAAGACCAACGGGAGCGCACAGGGUUCGACGCCGAUGAGACCGUGUCCAUGAUGGUGCACACGAAUGCGCUAGAGAACUCCAUUACUCAGGGCGCGACAUACCUCGAUUGCUUUAGAGGCACAGACCGGCGCCGCACAGAGAUCGUGUGUAUGGUCUGGGCGAUCCAGAAUCUAAGCGGCAAUUCGUUCUCAAAUUACUCGACGUACUUCCUCGAACAAGCGGGCCUAGAUGCGGACAACUCAUACAAUUUUGCUAUCGGCCAGUACGGUAUCAAUAUGGCCGGCGUGCUAGGCGCGUGGUUUCUCAUGUCCCUCGGCGUUGGUCGGCGGACACUAUACCUCUUCGGCCUAUGCGGUCUCUUCACCAUGCUCCUGAUAAUGGGAUUCCUGGGCCUUGUGCCAGACACACACAAGCGCGAGGCAUCUCUCGCUACAGGCAGUUUUAUGCUAGGCUGGGCAGCCUGCUACCAACUCUCUGUGGGCACGGUUUGCUACUCACUAGUAGCAGAGCUCCCAACACGCAGACUGCAAAUAAAAACGGUGGUUUUAGGUCGAGCACUCUUCAUCACGGUCAAUAUCGUCUGCAGUGUACUCACGCCAUACAUGCUAAAUCCGACAGCGUGGAACUGGCGCAAUUUUGCAGGGUUUUUCUGGGCUGCGAGCUGUGGGUUGUGCAUUGUGUACGUGUUCUUCAGAGUGCCGGAGCCGUCAGGGAGGACCUUUGCCGAGCUGGAUGUUUUGUUUGAGCGAGGGGUUAGUGCAAGGAAGUUUGCAGCUACUGAGGUGGAUGUUUUUGGUGAUGGAAAUGAGAGGCGUGGGGAAGAUAUAGGUCACGAUGGGGAGAAGGAGGAAGUUGUUCACGAAGAGUUGAUCGCGGCUUGA
Messenger RNA from Aspergillus calidoustus, 1820 nucleotides. NCBI's taxonomy places the organism in Eukaryota, Fungi, Ascomycota, Eurotiomycetes, Eurotiales, Aspergillaceae. The record is from the annotation of a GenBank genome assembly.